Messenger RNA from Colossoma macropomum (tambaqui), 2114 nucleotides. It is a transcript of the gene fbxo16, whose product is annotated as F-box protein 16. The transcript is spliced from 9 exons. The record is from RefSeq and is a predicted model, not a curated record. Bases 382 to 1485 code for a protein of 367 amino acids. Gene Ontology annotation, molecular function: protein binding. NCBI's taxonomy places the organism in Eukaryota, Metazoa, Chordata, Actinopteri, Characiformes, Serrasalmidae.
GGCAGGAGUUUGCUUUGGGUGAAAUGAGCCUUGAGGACGUGGGGCUGACUGCUUAUUGGCCAGUCUGCUGCUCGGAGCGCGUUUAUUGGCUGUGAGAGUUUGAGGAGGCGGGGCGAAGGGUGUCAUCGCUAUGGGAACUCGUCAACUGAGUACAGAAGACAGGCAAGGACAGCAAGACCUCGAUAAGACCGAGUCUGAGUACUAUGAUUAAUGUUUAUCAUGAUUAGGGCUGCCUCGAAUUUAUUAGUACAGAUGGUAUGUUUUCUGCCCAGUCUUCUCGUUUUCUCCAGUAAACUAGGCUUGUGAUACAUCGCUGAAUAUGUCUGCACCACCUCUCUGAAUCCGGUAUAGGUGGUGGGAGGCUGUGUAAGUGGUUAGAAGAUGCCCCUCGCCCUUAGAGAGACACCCAGCACUAAGAUGCAAACCAAGCGGAGUGCCUGGACACCACUGAACCACAACCUGAUCAACAACCAUGUUUUUGAAGAAAGAAGAAAUCUGCUUGGGAAGUGGUUUGAUAAGUGGACCGAUAGCCAAAGGAAGCAGGUGCUGCAAGACUUCUUUUCCCGAUGCACCGCGGGCCAGCUGAAGUAUCUCAGGCAGACUCUGUGCAGUCAGGUGCCUGAGGAAGCUCUGGACUUCACUAAUGUUCUCCCCCGCAUCAUAUCUCUAUACAUCUUCUCAUACCUGGACCCCAGGAGCCUUUGUAGAUGUGCACAGGUUAGCUGGCACUGGAAGAGCUUGGUAGAGCUGGACCAGCUGUGGAUGCCAAAAUGUCUGAGACUUGGUUGGUGUAUAACCUUCGCUCCUACGCCAUUUGAGCAAGGUGUGUGGAAGAGGCACUAUGUUGAGACAGUGCAGGGGCUUCACGUAAGCAGACCCAAGACACCUGCGAAGGAAGAGUUCAUAGUUCCUGAGGUGAGGGUGAUCGGCAGUGAGAUGGGCGAGUUGUCAGAGGAGACCGGCUGCCGAAAUCAGGGGCCCAGUCAGCGUGGGCGGAGUUUAAGUGGGUGUGGCUCAGUGACAAAAGGACUUCCUCCAUGGAGGGACUCAGACAGGCACCCCACGGACACAAUACGCUUCAACUACUUGGAGAACCUUGACCCAAUUGAGCAUGCACGACAAGCACAAGCAAGAAGCAGAAGAGCUAAUCCCAACACAACAACGCAAGAGAACACAAAGAAGAAAGCCCUGUCUGCCUCGUCGUACCGGCUGCGCAAAGCCAAAUCUUUGAUGUUCUUAUCACUGGACCGUGGGGCAGACGCUAAGAGAAGACAGAGCCGGCCGCAGUGGGCGACGCAAAGUUUAGCGUCUCUCUCGGCCAGUAAAGACCCGGAAAAGAGGCUCGGUUCAAGCCAAUGGAAUGCUGGGAUACGGCCAGGUCCAGUAAGGCCACCAGUGCCUAAACUGAGUGAGGAGGGGCUUCGAGUGUCUCAGAGAUCCCAUAGGAGCACACCAACAGUGGCCCUGCUUGAAGGACAGCCUUGAAGGACUCCAGCCUCAGAGGAAGACUGACACAUGCUGCCAUCUGGUGGAUCAUAUCAUAACUACAAAGUUUACAUUUAUCACAGGAGUACAAAGUUGUAAUUUCAUGUAUCUCAUAAUUAUUUAACUUGAAGUGUCAUUGGGGGGGGAAACCCAGCAGUGAAUGUAACCCUCCAAGAAAGAUUUUAAUAUUGAUGUUACUCGCAAUUCAUAAUCACAAAUCUUAAAAGCCACAGAAAUAAAAAACGUGCUAGACUAGUAUUUAUGUGAUUUUGUCUCCUAGAUAAUGCUGUGUAUUUUUGACCGCACAAAUAUUGUUCUGAAUUAUUAUUUUUUUUAAUGGUCUUAGUUUUACUUGUUUAACAGAAAUUAUGUUAGAAAUUGUCAUUACCUUCUAUGGCCACUAGAUGCCACUGUCUGUCUUGUAAACCCUCUGCUUCCCUGUUUCCUAACGCAUCACUGCUGGAAACUAUUGUACUCAUAGAUUUGGCCUGUAUAGAGUAGAAUUGUUCAUUUUUCAGACCUGUUUAAAUCCACGCUCUUACCUUAAUGGCAUGUUUUGAUCAAAAGAUUGUGACAGCUAUGGGAAAUUGAGAGAAUUAAAUAAAGCGUUAUUGCAAGCUAAUACAUAG